Molecule: messenger RNA, 885 nt
Organism: Nylanderia fulva
Lineage: Eukaryota; Metazoa; Arthropoda; Insecta; Hymenoptera; Formicidae
Source: RefSeq, a predicted model, not a curated record
AGAAUGUUUAUUACAAAGAAAUGUCAAACAUCGAGCAAAAAAGAAGUUGGUGUUUUAUGCGAUCUUUGUAUGGGGUUGUGCCUUUAUCAUAAGUAGUAUCUGUGUCAUCAAAGAUUCUAUUUCCGCAACCAAACUUGCAUCAAAUAAGAUUGUACGACUGACACUUGGAAAUUGUGUACGACUGACACUUGGAAAUUGCUCGCUCUCUGAGAAAGAACCGUUUACAUUUUAUGGAAUCAAAAGUGUUUGUGUCAUUGGUAGCAUUUGCUUGUCCUUCUCUACAGCACUGAAGAUCGCACGCUGUAAAAAGCAAACAAGCUUUCGUCUAACAGAUUCAGAAAGCAAGCGGUAUAAUGACAAUAAGGAAUGGUUUAAUCUGUAUCUGAAGCUAUUUAUUAUGUUGUUUAUCACGAUGAGUAUAAAUUGGUCCGUGAUAGCGAUAUCAUUGUUUGUUGAAAAUAAGUCUUCUUGGGCUUACCUAAAAUAUUCUCUUCAUUUGAUAGAACUCACGCAGAAUGUCUGUAUCUUUAUCAUAUUUGUAUGCAAAAAGAAUAUCAAAUUGAUGUUACUGAAGCGAUUCGGAUAUGAGAUGAAUGUAACAUCAACUACUUGCACUGCAACGUCACAGAUGUCUACGCAGGAAAAGGCUAAUUCUUCUGAACAAGAAAAAUGUCACGCGAAAGAUUUGUCCGAUGAAACUCACCUUUAAUGUUAUAAUAUGUAAAAAAAAAAGUUUUAUAGUAGAUUAGAAAUCAACAAUUAACCAGAAAUGAAUUAUAAUUUUAUGACUUUCAAAUCGAAAAUACUUUUAUACUGUUAAAUGCUAAUGUUUCCAUUUUUUGAAAAGAACAAGUUUAAAAUCUUAAACAGAAAAUUUGUCUUUCU